AUGAGCCAAACCACAUCCCCAGCUCGGCCCACAGUUGAUCAUCUGCGGCAUGUCGUCAACAACUACCCAAUCAUCGACAAUCACGCGCACAAUCUUAUCCUACCUCAACAUAUAGACACAAUACCAUUCGAAACCAUCACUACAGAAGCUCAAGGUAGAGCUUUGAGAGACACGUUCAAGUCGCUUUCUCAUCUACGAGCAGCUAAGCAACUACGUCUGUUGUACGAGUGUGGAGAAGAUGCGGAUUGGGAAGAGAUCCUUGAACAGAGAGUGGAAUGGCUUCGAAGCAACUCGGAACGUUUACACCAACGAUGCUUUGAAAACGUACACGCAUUGCUCAUUGAUGAUGGCCUUGCCUUGCCAGACAAAGUCUUCCCCUACAACUACCACGACCGAUAUACCAAGGCACCUACCAAACGCAUCGUACGCAUUGAAACUGUUGCUGAGCGGCUGAUGGAAAUUCUUGUGCAGGAUUCAUCAGAAGACGACUUGGCGAAAAGUAAAUUUCUGCCAAAAAUCUGGACCGACUUUACCAACGAAUUUGAGAGGACAAUCCAAGAGGCCGUAGAGGACGAAAAUGUCGCUGGUUUCAAGUCUGUCGUAUGCUACCGGACGGGGCUGGAUAUUGAGCCUGAAUACGAUGAAGCUGCAAAAGCAGUGGGCCACCCUUUCGAGCGCUACGUGAAGACCUGCAUUCGUAAACGCAACUUUCGAAUGGAAAAGAAGCCUCUGAAUGAUUACCUAGUGCUGCGAACACUUGAGAUACUUUCGGAGCGGUUAACGCAUCCUGAUUCGCUUGCGAAGCCAUUUCAGCUGCACACCGGCCUAGGCGAUAACGAUAUCAACUUGCUGGAGUCCAACCCUGCCUUUCUUCAGCCGUUGAUAGAAAAUUACCCACAAGUCCCUUUUGUCAUUCUUCACUCGGCAUAUCCAUAUACACGCGAAGCGGGCUACCUUGCAACUGUUUACCGACAUGUAUACCUGGACAUUGGCGAAGUCUUCCCCAUGGUCAGCAGAGAUGGUCAGAGAGCGGUCCUCCGUCAAGCUUUGGAGUUGGUUCCCGGUAGCAAGCUCCUCUACUCUAGCGACGGUCAUUGGUUCCCAGAGACUUUCUGGCUUGCUAAUGUGCAGUUCCGUGAAGUAUGGCUAGAGAGAGGCGAUCUUACUCCUCACCAAGCCAUCGGUAUGACGAAAGAUAUCAUGUUCAAUAACUCUAAUGUCCUCUAUGACCUGCGUUACCAAGCAGUCGAGUCGGCUUCUCCUUACGUACCACCAAACUUUCCUCCGCCACCAAAAGUUCCGCAAGUAUAUGAUAUUGAACUGUUUAAAAGUUUCAUGGAGAAUAACCCACAUAUCAAGUUUUUCUAUGUGCAAUGGCUGGACUACACAGCCACGGUUCGGAGCCGUGUAGUUCCCAUAAGAGAAUUCACACGGAUAAUAGAUGAAGGCAGACGUAUAGGUAUCUCGCGAGGUACCACUGGCAUUUUACAAAAUGACGGCCCGACUCCUGUCAUGAACACUACAGGUCAAAUUUAUGUUGAGCCUGACCUACGUUCUCUUUGCCGGACGCACAAUAAGGAUCCUCUCCCAGCCGCCACGGUAUUUAGUUACUGGCGCUCAGAGAACGGGUCUGCUCUUCCUGAAGAUCCACGUAACAAUCUGGAGAUACUUAUCAACGACCUACAAUACAACUACUCAGCCACUCUGCUCAUAGGGUUUGAGAUUGAAGUUACAUUCCUCCGUAGGAACACAGCGUCGCCAUCCGCCAAUGCCUCCUCAGCAGAGCCGUCGCCACUGACAAAGACGCACGCUUGGAGUACCAUGUCGCCUGAACAGUGGAAUCAACUGCCCUUCCUGGGUGAGAUUGUACUCGCGCUUGAAGACAUGGGUAUCGAGCUCCAACAAUUCCAUGCCGAGUCUGCCCCAGGCCAAUAUGAAUUUGUCCUGCCGCCGCAACCGCCGCUCCUGGCCAUCGACACAUUGAUCCAAGCACGGCAGGCGAUUGCACAAAUAGCCAGUCUGCACGACUUGCGAGCAACGCUGCACCCACAGCCGUUUGAAGGAAUAGGUACCGCAGCCCACGCACACAUUAGUUUGCACCCACCAGAUCGCGACAUGCAGUUCUUCGUGGGAGGCAUAUUGAGACAUCUACCUGCCAUCUGUGCAUUCACUAUGCCACAAGAAGAUAGUUACGCAAGAGUCAAGGAUAAUUCUUGGUCCGGAGGAUCCUGGGUAGCAUGGGGGACUCAGAACCGCGAAACCCCUCUCCGCCGCGUUGAGUCAGGCCACUGGGAAAUCCGCGCGUUAGACGGGACGGCAAACAUUUACUUUGCGCUCUCUGCACUGUUGGCAGCAGGUAUCCUCGGUCUCGCGGCCAACGAACCCGCAUCUGCGUACCCGGAACGCGACAUGUCUGUCAAUCCGGCGAAGCUGGAUGAUGAGGAUCGCGCUCAACUGGGUGUGACGCAGAUGCUGCCCAAGAGUCUGGGCGAGGCAAUGGAUGCGUUGCAUAGGGAUGCGGCGCUGCAUGAGGCGUUGGCUCCGGGGCUGGUGAGGGACUAUUUGGCUAUCAAGGACGCGGAGAGGCGCAUGUUGGGGGCCAUGUCUGAGUAUGAGCGCAGGAUGUUUUUGAUUGAUAGGUAUUAGAGGGAUGUGUGGACUUUUGCAAGCUUUUGCAGUAAAUGGACGACUUCUCGAGACGAAUGUAAGUAGGCAAGGCGUUUUGAAUUAGUCAUCAAGUAUACAUUUUUUUUUUGUUAUUUCCUUCUAUACAGCAUUCACACUGCUCUGUAUACGGGUAUAUAUCUCUCUAUCUACAUACUUUCUUUUUUUCUCCCCCUCGUCUCAAAUCAACCCUAACCCCUUCAUCUUGCCCACCAUAGCCUUGGCCUUUACGUCUCCCCCCGCACCAUCAUGCGCCCGCUUAGCAUGUCUAAUCAACUCGCCUCUCCAGCGCCAAUAGCU
Bipolaris maydis ATCC 48331 is the source of this 2964-nucleotide messenger RNA. The record is from RefSeq and is a predicted model, not a curated record. NCBI's taxonomy places the organism in Eukaryota, Fungi, Ascomycota, Dothideomycetes, Pleosporales, Pleosporaceae.